CUAACACAUGCUUCAGACCACGCCUCGGAUCUCGCAAAGCUCAACAUAUUGCAGCCAUAUUCGGACGAGUUUUGAUCGCAUGCCUACACAGAAACGGUGAGUUCUCGCUGUGAGUCAAUCUCCAGGAAACUCCGCAACCCUCAAACUAUACCACAAACCCCCAAAGACAUGGCGACAUCGACAACACCCUCACAUCCACACCCGGUCCCUACCGAGGCCCAGAUCUUCGAGGCUCUAAGCCGCUAUCCUUUUGACGCAGACUCCGAAUAUCAGUUGGGAUUAUCGGCGAUUCUAGGUCAUCCAGAGACCCCUGCGACGAGAGAGGAAUUGGUCGAGAAGGCUGACCUAGUGAGGAGCGCCGAAUGUUUCUAUUUUGAAAGGAAAUACAAUCUUCCCACACCAAUCGACGCACGCGCGUAUUCCACAUGGCAAAACACUCGAUCAUCAUCUCAAGCGCAGCCUACUUCACAAUCUUCGCCUCAAACCCAACAAUCACCUGCCCCUCCCCCUGCCCAUACUGAUUCGUCGCUCGAUGCUCAAUCCUCCCAACAAACAGCAAACACAUCUUCAUCAUCCACGCUUUCUCCCAAUCCCCAGCCACAGUCAACCGCAGAUGAACCGCCACCCUACCCGACCUCAUUUGCAGCGAUAGUUGACCUGAUUACGCGCAACAUUCCCGUUCCAGGCAUCGAAGAAAUCCCGACGACAGUUCUGGAGCCUGGGUCGAGCAAGAUAGAUAAGACACCUCGGAGACGGAAACCUUGGGAGAAGGAUGGUGCGGACGCAGUUACAGAAUCUGGGGUGGGGGAGUCGACCGAAUCGACAGCGGCCUCGUCGACAGUGGCAGAACAACUCGACCACCCAGAAGCCGGUCAAGCCGUCAAAUCAAGUGUGGAUCCGUCAGCUUCGGCAGUCCAGAACACAGCUUCCCAGGUUGACGUCAACGGCCAUAGAGAAACGGGAACCGGCGUCGUCAAUAUACUCAAGCCCAAUGCGAUCCCAGAUAGUGGACUGUUAGGCAAGGACUAAAAUCAAGUCAAUACAUCUGAGCGACCGAGGUUUCCGUCCGAUCCUGUAAGAACGCCAUAGCCAAAUCUGACCCAAUGUCGUAUUGUGCUAGCCA
Messenger RNA from Exophiala mesophila, 1123 nucleotides. RefSeq lists its product as uncharacterized. The record is from RefSeq and is a predicted model, not a curated record. NCBI's taxonomy places the organism in Eukaryota, Fungi, Ascomycota, Eurotiomycetes, Chaetothyriales, Herpotrichiellaceae. Bases 169 to 1029 code for a protein of 286 amino acids. The transcript is spliced from 2 exons.